UAGACAACCAGAAGGUCCAGAAAGACGACAACAGCUGUCUAUAGACCAUCUAAUCCUUGUCUCUGUUUCUUCUCUAAACUCAUUUCGCCACCGCAGAGAACAAAGCGAUUUCGGCUUCUGUUGCGGUUCCUUGUCAAAUGGCUAAAACAGAGUCAACAAAUCCGAUCGAUCCAGACAGUGGUUACUGUUCAAAGACAAAGACAUACUACAGCCUUAGAACUUCAGCCCCUCUGCCCCCUCUCGAUCGGCCUCUCUCGAUCGCUGAUUAUGCCUUCUCUCUCCUCCGCGACUCCGCCGUCGACGUAGAAACGAGGUCGUCUUUGGUUAACGCCGCUACUGGACAGAGCCUCACGUUCUCUCGGUUCAUUCGGCAAACGCGGUCUCUUGCUCAAUCACUUGGAAGAUUAUACUCUCUGUCUAGAAACGACGUCGCUUUUAUCCUCGCUCCUCCUUCUAUUCAUGUUCCGGUUCUUUACUUGGCUCUCUUCUCUCUCGGCGUCAUAAUCUCUCCCGCCAAUCCAGUCAGUUCCAAAUCCGAGUUGACUCACCAACUCCAACUCAGUAAACCCGUCAUCGCAUUCGCCACCUCCCAAACAGCCCAAAAACUCCCUUCGCUCCCUCGUGGCACCGUCCUCCUCGACUCGCCCGAGUUCCUCUCCCUCUUAACUCGUUCGAGCGGAAAUGAUUUUCAACCAAUCGAUGUGAAUCAGUCCGACACGGCCGCAAUUCUCUUCUCGUCCGGGACCACCGGUCGAGUCAAGGCCGUAGAGUUGACUCACCGCAACUUAAUCGCAUCUGCGAGGGGUGACCAAUCAGUGGCUGAUUCGGACCAGGCAGAACCGGAUCCAGAUCACGUGUCAUUGUUUACGCUGCCUUUGUUUCACGUGUUCGGGCUGGCAAUGAUGUUGAAGUCGGUUGCAACAGGCACUACGCUGGUGCUGAUGGAACGAUUCGAUUUCGAGACGAUGUUGAGGGCUAUUGAGAGGUACCGUGUGACAUUCAUCCCAGUGUCGCCGCCGCUGAUAGUGGCGAUGGUGAAAUCGGAGCUGACUAAGAAGUACGAUCUCAGCUCGCUCCAGUUGCUCGGGUCGGGUGGUGCCCCGCUUGGAAAGGACGUGAUCGAGAAAUUCAAAGAGAAAUUCCCACACGUUGAAAUCGUGCAGGGGUAUGGUUUAACUGAGAGCACAGCUGGGGCAUCAAGGAUGCUUGGGCCAGACGAAGCUGCGCGUCAUGGUUCUGUUGGCCGCCUAUCGGAAAAUAUUGAAGCCAAGAUAGUUGAUCCUGCAACUGGAGAGGCCUUACCCCCUGGUCAUAGAGGAGAGCUGUGGAUUCGAGGCCCUACAAUCAUGAAAGGUUACAUAGGAGAUGACAAAGCCACCGCUGGUACCUUGGAUUCAGAGGGAUGGUUAAAGACCGGUGAUCUUUGUUAUUUUGACUCCGAGGGGUUCCUUUACAUAGUGGAUAGGUUAAAGGAGUUGAUAAAGUACAAGGCAUAUCAGGUUCCCCCAGCUGAGUUGGAACAUGUACUCCAAUCACAUCCUGAAAUCACCGAUGUAGCUGUGGUUCCGUUCCCUGAUGAAGAUGCAGGGGAAAUUCCCAUGGCCUUUGUGGUGAGGAAACCUGGGAGCAAUCUCACUGAGGCUCAAGUCAUAGAUUUUGUUGCAAAACUGGUUGCGCCAUACAAGAAAGUACGCCGUGUAGCUUUUGUUAAUUCAAUUCCAAAAUCUGCAGCAGGAAAGAUUUUGCGGAGGGAGCUUGUCAAUCUUGCUCUCUCCGCGGGUUCGGCAAAAUUGUGAUCCAAAUCCUUCAACAUCACCCGCUAUUGGCAAGUUAAUAAGCUGCUCUUGAGCAAUUUAUAAG
This is a messenger RNA of Tripterygium wilfordii, 1860 nucleotides long. Its product is annotated as 4-coumarate--CoA ligase-like 9. The record is from RefSeq and is a predicted model, not a curated record. The transcript has 6 exons. Gene Ontology annotation, molecular function: CoA-ligase activity. NCBI's taxonomy places the organism in Eukaryota, Viridiplantae, Streptophyta, Magnoliopsida, Celastrales, Celastraceae. Bases 138 to 1796 code for a protein of 552 amino acids.